Molecule: messenger RNA, 588 nt
Organism: Oncorhynchus masou masou (cherry salmon)
Lineage: Eukaryota; Metazoa; Chordata; Actinopteri; Salmoniformes; Salmonidae
Product: abl interactor 2-like
Exons: 4
Biological process (GO): neuron migration
Cellular component (GO): lamellipodium; SCAR complex; actin-based cell projection
Molecular function (GO): SH3 domain binding; signaling adaptor activity
Source: RefSeq, a predicted model, not a curated record
GUCCCCAGAUAAGCACCGAGCCCUGGAGGAGACAAAGGACUAUACGUCCCAGUCCCUGGCCAGUGUAGCCUAUCUGAUCAACACCUUGGCUAAUAAUGUCCUCCAAAUGCUUGAUAUCCAGGCGUCGCAGCUCCAACGCAUGGAGUCUUCCAUCAACCAUAUCUCUCAGACGGUGGACAUCCACAAGGAGAAGGUGGCAAGGAGAGAGAUUGGAAUCCUGACUACCAAUAAGAACACAUCUCGCACCCACAAAAUCGUUGCUCCAGCCAAUCCGGAGAGGCCAGUACGUUAUAUCCGUAAACCUAUAGAGUACAAUGUGCUGGAUGACAUCGGCCAUGGAGUCAAGGUCAACAGCCAGAAUAUGAAGAUGGGUGGAGGUCUCCCUCGAACCAACCCCCGACCCAGAAACCGCCCAGCCCCCAUGCCAGGGAUGGGAACCAUUGGGCGCCACUCCCCCUAUCGGACGCUGGAGCCCGUUCGUCCUCCUGUGGUCCCUAACGACUAUGUCCCCAGCCCCACACGCAGCAUGGCCCAGCAGGAGAGUCCUGUACUCACCACUACAGUUAACCAGCAGACACGCACCUACAG